Molecule: messenger RNA, 1545 nt
Organism: Trypanosoma conorhini
Lineage: Eukaryota; Euglenozoa; Kinetoplastea; Trypanosomatida; Trypanosomatidae
Exons: 1
Coding region: 1-1545 (514 amino acids)
Source: RefSeq, a predicted model, not a curated record
AUGGGCCGCCUCGACAUCAUCCUGUGCACCGCUCCACCAGCGUCGGGGGGUGGGGCGAAUUCUCUGCUUGAAGAGCAGGCGAGUCUCGCAUUGGAGAGUCUCACGCGUCGUGUAGAUCAGGUGCUGAGCCAUGCUACUCCCCGUCGUGUAGUGAGCGCCAUCGCCGCGCGCGUCCGUUCCGCUCCCGCAUUCUCUCAUCAGAUGAAUAUUCUUGUUGGUACCGAGGACUCCAGAGAAAUUUUGAUGGGGCUCCUUUACGAACUUACGUACCAGCAGCAUGGAGAGGAUGCUGUGCCCUUGCAGUGUAUGCUUUUUGCGUCUGACCAGGCCUCGGUGCGGUGCGAAAUUGUUGGUCAGGAGGAGAUGGGGUCUGUGAUGGAGGUGAUGCGUGGGAUGCAGCGUAUCGUCUUGGUUGCGCUGAAGUUUAGAAGUCGAACGAUGGCCCUUGUUGUGGUGAAGCAACUCUCCACAACCCUUAUUGCCUCCAUGCUGGGCUCCGCAUGGUGCAACGUGUGGCUCAUGCAGGGCGGUCUCGUCUCUGUGGAACGCUCCGCUGCGGUGCUGCGGGAGGCGCUUACCGUGCGGGACGCCGUGGAGGGCUGCUGCCACAUUUCGGAGGACGCACUCGCUGGGAUAGUGGAUCUCGGGGCGGUGUUGCAGGCCCGUGCCCUCUCAGAUGGGGAGGCGCAAGGCCUCGCCGCACGCUGGCGGCAGUUAACCCGGGGAGGUGAGGCGGCUUCUGAGGACAGGCGUCUUGUGGAGGACAACGCGGCGCUGCGAGCGGCACACGCAGAACUGCAAGUUUAUCUGGGAGAGCGGGAGGAGUGCUUCGCCAAGGAAAAUGGGGCAAUGCAACGUGAGAUAGAACGUCUACGACAGUCGCUGCAGCAGGCCGAGGCAAACGGGGAGAAACUGAAGGAGGCUGAGGCGCGAGUCGCGCUGCUGGAGUCCCGCCUCGCUGAAAAGGACGAGGUGCCUCAGAGUCAGAGGGACCAGAUAGACCGGAAUCGGCUGGAGGCGAGUAAGUCGAUGCAACCGGUAGAAAUAGAUCGCCACAAUAGACUGGAACAAUUGCGUGAUGGAAUUGGACUUCAGAAAUAUGGGGACGUUAAAAAUGGGCUCCGACAGGAGUUGUCAGAGACGCAGGCAGCGUUGCGUAGCGCGCAGCAGCGGUGGGAGGCGUUAAGGAAGGAGAGUCUGCAGAACGUCAUGGAAUUUCAUGAGCGAGAAAAGGAGUGGCAGGUGGUGUUGAAGCGGGGAGAGAAGGAACGGGAUAUACUUGCAGAGGAGUGCCGUCAACUCCGCUCCGUUGUGACCUCUCAAGGCUCUAGCCUGGACGUCGUGAAGGAGGCGGUUGAAUCCACGCGUUUGCUCCAAGAGCUGGAGCUGGACGAGCUUUUGAAAAAAAUUAGGGCCAUCUCUUUGGCCAGUGCAUCCGCAAGCCAUCGGCGUGUCUCGCCGCGACGUGCGAGACACUCAGACUCGUGGAGAGGCCUGCGGAAGCUCUCACCACCGCCUCUUGUCAAAAACUGUUAUUCGCCUUGA